Molecule: messenger RNA, 795 nt
Organism: Clarias gariepinus (North African catfish)
Lineage: Eukaryota; Metazoa; Chordata; Actinopteri; Siluriformes; Clariidae
Gene: s100s
Product: S100 calcium binding protein S
Exons: 3
Coding region: 104-442 (112 amino acids)
Molecular function (GO): calcium ion binding
Source: RefSeq, a predicted model, not a curated record
AAGGAUAUUUAAGACCUGGAGACGCUCGCUCUUCUCAUCCGUUGCUUUGCUCUUUCUAUCAUCUGCAUCUCUGUGACGACGAGGCUCUUCAGCACCACUCAGCAUGGCUAAAGAACCAAGCACUAACCUGGAGAGCGCCAUGCAGAUGCUCAUCAAGACCUUCCAUAAGUACUCAGGGAAAGAAGGGGACAAAUACACGCUGAGCCGAGGGGAGCUAAGAGAACUUCUGACGGAGGAAUUGGGAAACUAUCUAGGGAAUGCACAAGACAAGGACGCGGUGGAGCGAGUGAUGAGUGACCUGGACGCCAACAAUGACGGUGAGGUGGACUUCACUGAGUUCAUCAUCCUGAUGGGCGCUCUCACCGUGGCCUGCAAUGACUUCUUCCUCGACAGUCCAGCACCUAAAAACAAGGACGCGAAGGACGGAGAGAAGAAAGAGUAAUGAGGGGAUGACAAUGGGAGCCUGAGACAGGAGAGUAUCAGGUGGCGUCUGUAACCAGGAGCGAAGGUCUGGGAAGAAAGCCGUCUCUUUCGAGCUAUAAAUACUUGAAAUUUUAAUUAUUAUAUUUGUCAUUACUUUAACGUUGGAGUAAACACAUAAAACACUUUCACUGAUUUAAGGAACAUAUUCGCCCAAAAUUAAUGUACUCUCUCUGAGAGACGCAACGUUACAGCUGUGUGAUUUCAAUUCAAAUCCUCCUGACGGUAAUAAGACACCAAAACACACACACACACACACACACACACACACACACACACACACACAACUUAUCACUCAAACAUCCCUGAAGUUAG